Messenger RNA from Histoplasma mississippiense, 6459 nucleotides. RefSeq lists its product with no specific name. Gene Ontology annotation, cellular component: cytoskeleton. The transcript has 9 exons. NCBI's taxonomy places the organism in Eukaryota, Fungi, Ascomycota, Eurotiomycetes, Onygenales, Ajellomycetaceae. The record is from RefSeq and is a predicted model, not a curated record. The coding region runs from base 1 to 6459 and encodes 2152 amino acids.
AUGUAUCCUAUACCCUGUCACCUCUCGCCAUCCCUCGUCGUCGUCGUCGUCGUUAGCAGCAAGCGGGUGCUUGCUGCCACAGACGACACGGAAAGCUUAGAUCUGUCCGCGGAUUCGACCAACCCUGUCUUCCGUUUAACAGCUGUUAACGGACAGAGCCAGACAACCCCAGUCGGAGACCUUCCUAUCGCGACAAUACCAUCUCUGAGGCGCUCAGUGACUCCAGGGGCUUCAGGCCUCCAGGCUGCUCCCUCGCUCGGAUUGCCGCCGUCCCGAAUCCCCUCCCCGGCUCCUAGCAACUACGGUGCCGCCAGCAGUUUGGUCUCUCUUCCAUCGUUACCCAAGUACCACGCUGAAUCUGAUUCCCUCUCCUCAUCUCCGGAACACAGGAAAACUGAUAGCAGCGUUUACUACACUACGGCCUGGGGCUCACCGUAUGCGACUCCGAGUCCCAAGCGACAUCCCUCGUCUUUUCUGAGAAAUCGUCGACGGGAAGAAGGAGGUUAUAGCAAUAACACUAACAGCGAGGAAGAUUCUCCUUCGUCCACGAAAAGUACCCAUUCUAAUUCAAGAAAGAUAAGUGGUAGCAAUCACAAAGGUUCCGUAAAACCGUCCUCCUCGCGCGUCUCAAGGCGCUUCUACGGGUCCAUCGGCCGAGGCGCGGCAAGGGGCCGACAGGGGAAUCCUAUCAAGGAUUUUACGGAAGAGUGGAUCAAUCAGUAUCUGUCCGGACAGCCGCGAACAGAGCGCACAAACUGGUUAAGUGACGACUCAGCGGAUAGUGGCACGGGUUCAUUUCUGACUGCCAGAAAUCACCUGAGCGAGGACCAGUCUGAAGGUUGGCUUGGUCUUGAGGACGAUUCUCAGGACGAAGACCUCCUCAAAACCCCCACGUCGCGCAGCUUUGGUAGAAACAAGUCCAAGGACUUGCUUCUUCCUCGGGACAACGGCCGUCCGCCUCGAUCUCGCGUCCUGCCGAAACACAUCCCUAAGAAAAGCACGGAUACUUUGAAACAGUCCGACUUUUGGGAUAUCGGACACGAAUUGGCCCCUACUCCUACCUCAGCAGCAGCAAUGUCGGACAAAGAGGCUUCGUCCAAAGCUUCCCUAAGCCCUCAUCCAAACGGCUCCUCGUCAGCUGGUGACUUAAGCCUUCCGAUUUCGCCCAUUGAUAAGCCACUUCCCCCACCACCACCGAAUGAAGCCAAUGGCGGUGUCAAUCAUCCCCCUCUCCCUGCCAGUCCACUUGUUGUCCCCAAACAGACCAGGACGUCAACCCCUGGUUUUCAACGACCUAGGAAGAAAGUGCAAUGGGGAAAGAAACAGUGCAUCAUUGCAUUACCCCUUGAGGACCGUCGUGGUUCCAGCCAGGGCGGCUUCCAUCUGCUUACACCCACUGAUGUGGCGAGCCGGCUAAAGAAAUGGGAAGAACAGGGAUAUGACGACGGAUCCCAUGUCAAGGGGUUAGAUGCCAUCUCACAGAGCCGGCCAGCAUUCCCAGACCCCCACGAAUCUCAGAGGGAAUGGCGGGAGAACAAAUAUACCAUCAGUUUCCCCGAUCAAUUCGAGUGGGAGGCGUAUGUCAAUUUCCUCAAAGAAGAAAAGUUACGUGCAUUGGGUGUAUUCCUCGACUCGGACCCACCUGCUUCAGCCACCGCUAGUAACACAUUUGGCCUGCCCACGAACGCCUUCUCCGCCCCACUCAGUCAAGCUACACUAGCAGCCUCAACACCUGGCGCAUUUGCGUCACCUGCUACAUCACCAUUUGGCUUACCGAGCAGCUCCUCCUUCCCUGCUCAGCCUGGUCUCAUUGGCACAGAUCAUUCCUUCAAUACCCAAGGGUUCCCCUUCAUUCCCUUCCAGCCCACACCCCCCGCGCAAAGUGCUUUGGCGUCACCGAAUUUCUUCGUCGGGCACCAGGGGGCUGUUUCUCCUGCGGGUUCUGUGGCGAAUAAUUUGGCGAAUAUAAAUAAUAUAAAUUUCUAUGCUGCCGCCUAUUUCGCCCUGUGGCGUCUGAUGAUGCGAAGCAGAUACAUUUGCAGUUCCCUAACACGGCGGCCACAACAACAGGAGAAGCGACAGCGACCGCACGAAGAAGAUCCCAGUCAACUCGUUGCCCCGCGUUCGAAUACCGAAACACCGGCGGAUUCCGAUGCCACAAACUCCCCAUCGUCGGGUCCAGAAAUUGCCCAUCCAACCCCUCGUGGACAUCGCCAUAACGUGAGCGAAACGCUACAGAAGGGUGUGGAGCAGGCGGAGUACCAUCUUGAAGAUGUCAUUAGGCGUCAAUUGGAGGAAGAAGAUAAGAAUGAACACGAUUGCGAGCCUACUGAUGAUUUAAUGAAGUCGCGGUGGGCUGUGGCUGAUGAACCCGUGUUAAAUCUUUCCAAUGUGCCAGCAAAGGUGUUGCCGCAGCAGUUGCUCUUUGGUGGGCAAAACGAUGAUGGCGAAGACGCACCUGUCUUUAACCCGGGCCGCAGCUUCGCCUCAGGUUCUACGGCAGAUGUCCCCAGCAAGACGGCCGUGUCCGGUUCCGACGGUACCCACGCAACAGCAGGCUUCACAGGCGGCAAGAUAUUUGGUGAUUUCGACAUGUCAUCUGUAAUCAUCAAGCCAGCCAAGCUGUCGAAGGCGAUUCCAAUAAUUCGACCGGAUGACAUUAGUAUGAAUAAUACCAAUGUAAAUAAUAAGAAGAAGAAACCUGCAGAAGCUGCGGGGACAGUUGGUCCUCUUGGCCGGGAGAAGCGUGCUAGAAGGGAAGGGAGCGACGGGGACAAGGAGGUUGAGUUUGAGCUUCCGAGUCAUAGUCCAGUUGGUGGGAAUGGAGAUGAUAUGGUGCCGCUUAAUGAUAUUGUUGUGCCUGCGGGUGGAAAAGAAAAUGCGAAUGCUGUGUCCGGGGUAGUUACGGGAGAGCCAGAGGUAGAUCAGAAUAUCGGCACUGAUAGCAAAGACAUCUAUCCUGUCGCUCCUACCACUGCAGAUACCAUGACAACUGUUGAGAGUGUCACUCCCGUUUCAAAGGAUACUCCUGUUAGCCAAACUGCAGAAUGGCGUCCUUUUGAGUUCAAAAACAGAUUUGAGGCUGCCGCUUUCAAUGAUGCGUUCCCUUCUGGUCCUGGGGUUCAUGGCCUCCAAAUGCUAUCGGACUCCAAGGGACAGAACCGGGUUGAGCCUGCGAAUGAGGAUCCUGCUGCAGUUACAGUGGAACGUGCUGAAAUCUCCGUUGACGAGCAAAUCUCCAAGAGCGUGGGUAGUGAAGUUGUUGAUAGCUCAUCUAAGGUGUUGCCCUCGGUACUUAAGCCUACUGCGGAGGCCUUUGAGUUCAAACCUGCAGCUCCGGUCGUUACUCCAGUUCCAGCGCUUGUUAAGCAGAUGCAGCCAUCAUCUGGUCCAAAAAAUAACGUUGGUCUCGAAGGUUCCCGUUAUGCUGUAUCCACGCCGCCUUCAUCUCCACCACCAGCCAAGUACCUCGCAAGUACCAUUCCUCAACACUCUCCUAUGGUUGAUAAUCUCAGAGCUCUGGAAGAGGAGGAGGAAGAGACGUUGCCACUGAGUGAAGUGAUGACUGAGGAUGCGGAGCACGAUUCCCUCAAUGAGGAUGAGAUAGAUGCCGUCAUGAAGCAGCUGAAUGACGAUAACGCAGAUCUUGGUAUUGAGAGAUUCAACACCCCACAGCCUCCAAACCAGGAUAUCUUUGCAGGCCAGUCUACCCAACCGCAGCUGGUUCCCAGCUAUACUGUUCGCAGUAACGCUCCCAGCCCAAGUAUAAAAGGCAGCGAUCGCCCCUUCAGAAAUUUGCCCAGGAUACACUCAGAUCUUGAUGGGAAAUCCCAGCACCUACUAUCGCCAAAGCGAAGCGCUCUUAGUGGCGGUAGUCAAUCCCCUGUACGACAUCUCAAUAACCCCGAGAUCGAACACGUGAGUGAUUGGGACGAUGCUGUUUCCGUUGGCGAGGACGCGAAGCUGCGACAGAGAAGCAUCUUCUUCGAUCGACAUGUGAACGAGAUUGUCGGCAGGAUCCUUGAGAACCGUCUUGAUCCUCUCGAGCAGACGUUAGGCAUCAUCCAGCAAUCGCUUGACGUUCUUGCUUCACGAUCAGUUAGCCAACGCAGGAGUAUCUCGGCUGAAGUUGUUGAACAUAGUGACGCAGAUGAUGAGGAUGAAGGGGAGGACGACACUUUCAUGAAAUAUAGGUCAAGAUCUCCGCUGAAUAGGAGGGAUAGACGUGUGGAUAAAAUCAAGCAAGCUGUCGCUGAAGCGCUGGCAAGCCAGGUUCCGCGUAUCGAAACUAUCCCUCCACCGCCACCGCCUCCGGUCCCUGCUCUGGCUCCCUUGGUUGAUCUUUCGGAAAUCCAAACCGCGCUCGCGGAGAUAAAGACUCUUGCUAUGUCUAAACCGACUGAGCCCGCUCCAGAACCGCUAACCGAUAUUAGGCAAGUCAUUAUCGAUGCCAUUUCCGAACAUCCCCGACUUAAUGCGCCUGUUGAAUCCGUUUCUCAAAUUGAUAACAUGGAGGCGCUCAAGUUCCAAGUUGAAGGAAUGCAGGCAAUGUUACGAGUAGCGGAGGAGCGGGCUGAGAAGGAGUAUCAAACGCGCAAAGAUGCUCAGGAUUCCCUUGCUCAAUGUCAGCGACUUCUUAGAAUUGCAGAGGAAGAUGCAGCCCAGCAUCGUGAAUCAGCUCUAAAGGCGGAAGAAACCCUCAAAGACCUGAGAGAACGGAGACUUCCCGAAACGGAGCGGAUUGAGAGGCAAGCUAAACUUCUCCAGGAACAGCAAGAGAGUUUGCAACUCACUCUCUCGGAGCUGUCUAUGAAAAACAUUACUCUUGAAGAAACUCUGGAUGAGUACAGGGUUUCGGCAGACCACUGGAAGUCGCAGGUUGAGCAUGUUAAAAGUGAGAAUAAGGAUCUGAAACUUACGAUUAACCAUAUGAAGAGGCAGAUCGAGGACAGCAUGGCUGCGCGACAGGGACUUCCGCUUCGGGCAAGUUAUGAGCGUGAAGUGAAGCUGCGAGAAAAACUAGAAAUGGAAAUUGGCGACCUUCAGCAGCAGGAGAAGGAGGCAACCAAACUGCGGUUUAUCUUCGGACAGUCGCAGCAGGAAAAUGCACGGCUCGAGGAGUUGUUGAUGACUCUGAGACAAGAAAAUCACGACUUGCAAAACAAAGCUGCUCGCUUCGAACGCGAAUUUAACGAGGCGCGGGAGAGUAGCCAUGCUGAAAUCAAGAGGACUAGAAAGUCUAUGGAGGCCGACCUUGAUGCGGCUAACAACCAGGUGAACUACGUUCGUGCAGAGCUAGAGUCUCAAAUCAGCAGCCUCCAAAACCAAUUGGAUGGCGUCAGAUUGGACGCCGAUACAGCUAAGGCCAGACACGAGCUGCAACUGGAGGAAGCUACCGAUGCGAAGAGGCUUGCUCUCACGGAAUCUGCUGAAUCGAAGGAGAAUGCACUUCAGGAACAGCGUCUCCUCCACGAACGCGGCCUGAACGAUCUUCGCGAACGCCAUGCGCGAGCAUUACAUAAUGCCUCGGAGGAUCGACAGCGUGGCGAGUCUCACUUGAUGGAGCUACUAGCGCUCCGGGAUGAGAAGAUUGAGCAUCUGGAAGAUAAACUCGUCCUAGUUGAAGAGAAGCUUGAGAUUGCAAAGUCGGCAGCACGCGCGGCGGCGCAAGCGGCACAAAAUGCCAAGACUACCUCCACCCUGCCUCCUAGCCAGCCAACGUCGCCGUCCAUGACGUUCCGCAGAGGCUCCGAGAUCCCCGAGAAGAUCUCACCGCAGGCUCUCCGGGAAUCCAUCAUGGUUUUGCAGGAUCAAUUGCAGCAGCGCGAAGGCCGUAUCGAGGAAUUAGAACAGGAACUCGCAGCCAUUGAUAAAUAUGCGCCUGCGAAAGUAAAAGAGCGCGAGACGGAAAUCAACUGGCUCCGCGAACUCCUCGGUGUCCGCCUGGAUGAUCUGCAGGAUAUCAUCAACACUCUCUCCCAGCCAAGUUUCAACCAGCAAGCUGUCCGCGACGCAGCCAUCCGUCUCAAAGCGAACAUGCAGAUGGAGCAGCAAGAAAAGGAACGCGCCAUGUCCGGCGGCAAUGCAACGUACAGCGCCCCGCCAGGUCCAAUGCCAAUGGGCACUGGUAGCCGGCGUACCUAUUCAGAAAGCCGGCCGCUAAGGCAUUACAAUAACAUUAACAACAGUGGCGGCCGCAACGGCCCACGCAGGCCGUCCGCGCGCAGGGGAGAGAAACUGCCGCAGGAGCUAGAGCUGGAGCUGGAAUUGGAGCUGGAGCCGCCGACGACGCCGCCGCUCCUGCGUCAAUCGAGCUAUGACCAGGAUGCGCAGGCGAGAAACUAUCAUGGUUAUGGUUCGUAUGGCGAUGAUGAAGAUAGUAUGAUUGGCGGGGUUAUUUCGUCUCAGGAUGAGGGGAGGGUGGGUGGUGGGGAUGCGCCGUUUGGGCCGUCUAUAUGA